CCUUCGCCGUAUUCGAUUGUCUCUGUUCAGCAGCAGUCGAACUGAUUAAAUGACUGGAUGCAAAACUCACGAACCAGAACAUCAAUAUCGUAUCUAUGAUUGAGGACAUUACGGGUACCUUUAUCACUCACUACCUCUAUCAUUAUUACUUUUGGGACUGAGAUGCUUUUUUUCUUUAUUUUUUUCUUUCUCUUUUACUUUCUACGUCGUUUCUUUUUCUUCUAUGGACACAAAACUUUGGGAUAAAACAGAUUGGCUAAGCGUGGAUUCGGGUUUUGGGACUGGAUGGGCAUUCGACAUGGGUUAUUUCAGGAUAGAUUGGGCAGGACAGCGGGCACGCUGAAAAGAAAAAUAGACAUUACAAUAGCGGUUUACUCAGGGCAACAAAGACAAAAACAGGAUACAGGAAAUAAUUUGGUAAUGAUGGAUGGAAGGAGGGGGCGAACGUGGAAAUGUCGAACUGCCACGGUUAAUGCGACACGCGGAUUUAAUGCAGGAAAGAUGAAAGGCAUAAUAAUUUUACACAACAUAAGUAAUCCGAGCUCACUUUUGACAUUUGUUCUCAGCGUUCAAUUGUUUCUCUACUAUGUUAGCGCCAUUUCGCUCAGCUUUGUCUCGCGUGCGGGUGCUAAUCUUCGCGUAACGAAACGGUGGCCAUUGCAGCAUGACAAAGACCAUAACCGGCAAUCGCUCUAUUGCUCCAUUCUGUUCUCGAAUAAUCAUCCUGGCUAUAUACGGGGUAAAUAUGAAAGGUCUAUAUUAGGUGAUAUAAUUUUCCUUCUCUUUUUUUCUUUCCAAAAUUUUCACGUUUCUGAAGGUAUCCGCAUUAAAUACAAAGAAGGGGGGCUAUAGCUCCCUGGGGCGAAAUAGGUAGGCAUGCCUCAUCUCGGU
Trichoderma asperellum CBS 433.97 is the source of this 891-nucleotide messenger RNA. NCBI's taxonomy places the organism in Eukaryota, Fungi, Ascomycota, Sordariomycetes, Hypocreales, Hypocreaceae. The record is from RefSeq and is a predicted model, not a curated record.